Messenger RNA from Melospiza melodia melodia, 2989 nucleotides. It is a transcript of the gene SELE, whose product is annotated as selectin E. The transcript is spliced from 14 exons. Bases 134 to 1969 code for a protein of 611 amino acids. NCBI's taxonomy places the organism in Eukaryota, Metazoa, Chordata, Aves, Passeriformes, Passerellidae. Gene Ontology annotation, cellular component: membrane. Gene Ontology annotation, biological process: cell adhesion. The record is from RefSeq and is a predicted model, not a curated record.
UGAACUUGAUUUUCAAGGCUGAGUUCAUCCACUUUGCCACAGUCUCUGGGAAGCAGCGCAGAGGAAUUCUGUCACCUGGACACUGCAGCUACAAAAUCCAUCUUCUUGAAAGACAGAGAAAACCCUCAGAAACAUGAUUUGCUUGCAGUUCCUAUCUCUUCUUACCUAUGGACUCACAGUGCUGCAGGGGGUGAAUGGGUGGACAUACCAUUAUUCAGACACAAACAUGACCUACAGGGAAGCAGAGCUGUGGUGCAGAAAGAAGUAUACCAACCUGGUUGCCAUCCAGAACAAGGAGGAAAUCAAUCAUCUCAAUACCUUCUUACCCUUCAAUCCGGGUUACUACUGGAUUGGAAUCAGAAAAGUUAAUGGUGUGUGGACCUGGACUGGAACUAACAAAGAACUGACAGAAGAAGCAAGAAACUGGGCUUCAGGGGAGCCAAAUGGCAAAGGGAACAACGAGGACUGCGUGGAGAUCUACAUCAAAAGAGGGAAGGAUGAUGGCAAAUGGAACGAUGAGCAGUGUGAGAAGAAGAAGGUUGCCUUGUGCUACACAGCUUCUUGCAACCCAUCUCUCUGCAGUGGCCAUGGAGAAUGCAUAGAGACCAUCAACAACUACACCUGCCAUUGCAACCCUGGCUUCUAUGGGCCUGAAUGCGAGUUUGUUGAGAGUUGUGAUCCACUAGAGAAACCUGACCAUGGGAGCCUUGAGUGCCACCAUCCACUGGGGGACUUCAGCUACAACUCGUCCUGCACAGUUCAGUGUGAGGAGGGCUAUGAGCUGACUGCACUGGAGUCUGUGCUCUGUACCUCUGCUGGGCUCUGGUCUGCCCCCCUUGCAGCAUGCAAAGCUGUGACCUGUCCUGCCCUGGACGUGCCUGCCCACGGGGCUGUGAACUGCUCCCAGCCCUCAGAGCAGCUCACCUGGGGAACCACCUGUGAGUUCAGCUGUGAGGAAGGAUUUACCCUGACAGGAGCAGCUACCCUGCAGUGUGGCUCUGCAGGGGCCUGGGACAGGCAGCAGCCACAGUGUGCAGCUGUGACCUGUCCUGCCCUGGACGUGCCUGCCCAUGGGGCUGUGAACUGCUCCCAGCCCUCAGAGCAGCUCACCUGGGGAACCACCUGUGAGUUCAGCUGUGAGGAAGGAUUUACCCUGAUAGGAGCAGCUACCCUGCAGUGUGGCUCUGCAGGGGCCUGGGACAGGCAGCAGCCACAGUGUGCAGCUGUGACCUGUCCUGCCCUGGACGUGCCUGCCCACGGGGCUGUGAACUGCUCCCAGCCCUCAGAGCAGCUCACCUGGGGAACCACCUGUGAGUUCAGCUGUGAGGAAGGAUUUACCCUGACAGGAGCAGCUACCCUGCAGUGUGGCUCUGCAGGGGCCUGGGACAGGCAGCAGCCACAGUGUGCAGCUGUGACCUGUCCUGCCCUGCACGUGCCUGCCCACGGGGCUGUGAACUGCUCCCAGCCCUCAGAGCAGCUCACCUGGGGAACCACCUGUGAGUUCAGCUGUGAGGAAGGAUUUACCCUGACAGGAGCAGCUACCCUGCAGUGUGGCUCUGCAGGGGCCUGGGACAGGCAGCAGCCACAGUGUGCAGUCAUACAGUGUGAAGCACUGAGCUCUCCUGAGAAAGGCUCCAUAGAUUGCUCCCACGGGGCUGGGAUGUUCACCUACAACACCUCCUGCCACUUCAGCUGCCUGGAAGGAUGGAGUCUCAAUGGCUCUCGUGUUCUGGAGUGCAGCCCCUCAGGAACCUGGAGUGCCAGCCUGCCCACAUGUGAAGCCUCUGACCAAGCCAGCUACAUCUCUGUGGGCAUAGCAGCCACCUCUGCCUCUCUGCUGUCCACAGCAUCAUUCCUCCUUUGGCUCGCAAGGCGCUUCAGGAGAAAAGCAAAGAAGUUUAUUCCUUUCAGGGACUGGCAGGAAACAGCCAGUGAAGGUAGCUUCCAAAGUGCUGGCGAGAAUGUCUAACCCAGGUGCUUCAGGAAUUGCAGCCACCUUCACUUACAUCUCAGAUUUCUGGAGAAUGAAACUGCCUGCAAAUCAGCAGCUGUCCAGAUGUUUUUACCUUUUGCUGACAAGAAGAUUGACCUUGUGUGUGAUUCAGAAAUCUUGAACUCAAGCUGUCUGGUAUUUCCAUUGAAGACAAACAGAGGACUCUGGCCUUGAGGCCAAAUCCUGCCUCCAUUCAGCCAUGUAUUUAUCCUGAACUGGGAGCUUGCCAUCUCCUGUGCAGGUGGUGAGUAAGCAGAGCACUGCUGCCCAAAGAGGAGGCUGGCUCCUCCUCUGCUCCACUCAAAGGUACCAAGGUGAGGUGAAGAAAUGCAUUAUUUCACAUCACUUACUACUCUGCUGCAGGUGUCUCCUCUGGAGUCACAGGGGUUAUGCCUGCAGAAACAGAAGAAUCAGGAUGGAAAAAUAUUCACUGAACAACUUUGAAACUUAUUGAUCUGGUUUGUGAAAGUCAGUUUAUAUUUUUAUAUCCCAGUCAAUAGAUAUGCCUGCAGUGAUAUGGGCAAUUAUUUGGAUUUCUGCUGCAUAUCCCAGAAAACUUAGAUGCCUUUUUUUUUUAAAUAUAACAGCACUAGGAGCCAUGGUGCUUACACAGGGUACUCUGGUUUCUGAACACAGCAGGUAGAUCUGAAAUUAUCUCAUCCCUGUGGGAUUCUGUACUGUAAUAUGUGUGUAUACAUAUGUAUUUAUUUGAGCAGUUUUUAUUGUGGAUAUUUCUGUGCUCUUAACUGUACAUGUGUUGUAAAAUACUUGUUCUUGAGUAGGUCUGUGGCUGUUGAUCAGAAUUUAUUUGAAACUAAAUGGGAAGUAUUUGUAAGGAUUGCAUGACUGCAUAAUGUUUACGAAUGAAAUGGAAGACUGAGAUUUGUAUGUUUAUGUAUUGAAAAUAUGAUUUUUGUUAGCUGUUAAAAGUCUUCAAAUGAGACUCUUAAUUUAUGUUUAAGUUAUGAUUAUAAAUUAAAAAUCUCUCAUUUAACC